UUAGCUUCGCCAACAAAGAACUGCGCCCUUUAACUUGCCAUUUGUUUACUGUAUAUCAUGAAGAAUUAUGGUUUACCAAUCUUCAAUUGUUGGUUUCUACUGUUUCUUCUAUAUUGGCAGCCAAUGUCCAUUACUGCUCAAACUGGUGAAGAGCCUAAGUUUAACUAUAUUGAAGGGAGUCCAAAAGGACCCGAAAACUGGGGAGAACUUAAGUCAGAAUGGAAACUGUGUAAGACUGGGCGACAUCAAUCUCCAAUUGAUAUAUUGAAUAAGGAUGUGCAAGUUAACAUAAAUCCAGGAGAUCUGAGGUUGAAUUAUAAGGCAUCUAAUGCAAUAAUAAAGAAUACAGGCCCUUACGUUGAGGUUGAAUGGCUUGGUGAUGCUGGAUCAAUUCAAAUCAAUGGCAAGCAAUACUCCCUCCGACAAUGCCAUUGGCACUCACCCGCAGAGCAUCUCAUCAAUGGCAAAAGGUAUGACUUGGAGCUGCAUGUGGUUCACGAAAACACAUCAAAUCAAGUUUCUGUUGUACGUGCCCAGUUUUACCAAAUUGGUGUGCCUGAUUCAUUCUUGUCAAAGUUCACAGAGGAGCUAAAAACUUUGGUUAAUAAUAGGGGAAAGAGACCCAUAGGGGUAAUAGAUCCUAGAGAGACAAACACAGAUACAUUCAAGUAUUACAGAUAUAAUGGAUCACUCACAGCACCUCCUUGUAAUGAAAGUGUUACUUGGAUCGUCAAUGCAAAGAUAAAUACUGUCUCAAGCAAACAAGUACAGUUACUUCGGGGAGCUAAUUUCGAUUACCGUGGAAUGGAUAAUGCAAGGCCUGUGCAGGCUCUCAAUGACCGAAAAAUCUUCCUAUAUGGGGCAAGACCAUGAUGAAGGUCAUUCUACGCACUGUAAAAUAAAGUACUUCUUCCUCUAUGGAAAGAAAAGGGUUAUUCUACUAUAAUAAAGCAAUUCUUCCUCUAUGGCAAGAAAAGAGUUAUUCUGCUGUAAAAAAGUAAUUCUUCCUCCAUGAUGAAGAAAAAAGUUAUUCUACUUUAAUAAAUUGAUAAUUAAUUUUA
Quercus lobata is the source of this 1061-nucleotide messenger RNA. RefSeq names its product alpha carbonic anhydrase 7-like. The record is from RefSeq and is a predicted model, not a curated record. Lineage: Eukaryota; Viridiplantae; Streptophyta; Magnoliopsida; Fagales; Fagaceae. Bases 58 to 873 code for a protein of 271 amino acids. The transcript is spliced from 7 exons. Gene Ontology annotation, molecular function: zinc ion binding; carbonate dehydratase activity. Gene Ontology annotation, biological process: one-carbon metabolic process.